UAGCUUCCGCCUUUUCCUCUGACAUCAUGCAAAAUCAAAGCUUUGUAACUGAGUUUGUCCUCUUGGGGCUUUCACAGAAUCCAAAUGUUCAAAAAAUAGGAUUUGUUAUAUUUUUGUUCUCCUACUUUGCAACUGUUGGGGGCAAUUUGCUGAUUGUGGUGACCAUUAUCAGCAGCCCAGCACUCCUGGGCUCCCCCAUGUACGUCUUUCUGGCCUUCCUGGAUGUGUGCUAUUCCUCUGCAUUCGCCCCAAAGAUGAUUGUAGACUCACUCCACGGGAGGAAAACCAUCUCCUUCGAGGGCUGCAUGACCCAGCUCUUUGCUGAAUAUUUAUUUGCUGGUGCUGAAAUAAUUAUUCUCUCUGCCAUGGCUUAUGACCGCUAUGUUACCAUUUGCAAGCCAUUGCUCUACCUCUCUCUCAUGAACGGGAGGCUCUGUGGUAUCCUGAUGGGGGUAGCCUGGACAGGAGGCUUCUUGCAUUCUGUGAUACAAAUUCUCUUUACUUUCCAGCUGCCCUUCUGUGGCCCCAAUGUCAUCAAUCACUUCCUCCGUGAUUUGUACCCAUUACUGGAGCUUGCCUGCACUGACACUCACAUACUUGGCCUUUUGGUGGUUGCCAGUAGUGGGUUUAUUUGCAUCAUAAAUUUCUCAUUGUUGCUUAUCUCUUAUUGUGUCAUCUUGUUCUCGCGAAGAACACAUAGCUCUGAAGGCCGGAGGAAAGCUCUUGCCACCUAUGGAUCUCACAUUUCUGUUGUGGUUUUAUUCUUUGUCCCAUGCAUAUCUCUAUAUGCCCGACCUCCAUCUGCUUUUUCCUUCGAUAAGCUGGUGGCCAUAUUUUACACCAUUGUAACUCCCCUGCUCAAUCCUGUGAUUUACACUUUCAGGAAUAAGGAAGUGAAAAACGCCAUAAGGAAGUUGUGGACCAAAUUGCUGGUGGUUUUUAAUUAAAAAUAAAACACUAAACAUAACAAAUUAAACCUUCCAGAAGAAAGAAAUCAAAAUGGGCUCAGACAAGAACUUUGUAGGGAAUGGACCUCGUAAGACAGAAGGAAAUGUAAUACAACACAAAAACACUGAUGUGGAGGUCUGGAAAUGCUCUUUGCAUCCUCAGAUUACUCAUCAUCUCAGAGUUGGCAGCUCAGUAUCCUUUUAUGUAAACUAAGGAGAGUUGAAUUUUUUUUUGCAGUUUUUUUUUUAAUAAUUUUUAUUGUACUUUAAGUGAAAGUUUAAAAAUCAAGACAGUCUCUCACACAAAAACCCAUAUAUACCUAGCUACACACUCCCAAUUACUCUCCCUCUAGUGAGGCAGCCCAUGCUCUCCCUCCACUCUCUCUUUUCGUGUCCAUUUCCCCAGCUUCUA
Messenger RNA from Loxodonta africana (African savanna elephant), 1359 nucleotides. RefSeq names its product olfactory receptor 4C15-like. Bases 27 to 947 code for a protein of 306 amino acids. Gene Ontology annotation, cellular component: plasma membrane. The transcript has a single exon. Gene Ontology annotation, molecular function: olfactory receptor activity; G protein-coupled receptor activity. The record is from RefSeq and is a predicted model, not a curated record. Lineage: Eukaryota; Metazoa; Chordata; Mammalia; Proboscidea; Elephantidae. Gene Ontology annotation, biological process: G protein-coupled receptor signaling pathway.